This is a messenger RNA of Trypanosoma cruzi, 1191 nucleotides long. RefSeq lists its product as uncharacterized. NCBI's taxonomy places the organism in Eukaryota, Euglenozoa, Kinetoplastea, Trypanosomatida, Trypanosomatidae. The record is from RefSeq and is a predicted model, not a curated record. The annotation marks the transcript as partial. The transcript has a single exon.
AUAUGCGCUGCAUCAGCGAUCACGUUUAGAAUUUUCUGGGCUGAUGUACGAAGUCCUUAAGAAUUGUCCUGGUCUUCUUGGUUACACGAUGAAUGUUUUUUGGUCUGGACAGGCGGCGUUGAUGGACCUUCGUGGUGGUACCCCUCGUCUAAUGCAGUGGAGUGGUACCCAUCCCUUGUUGCGGAGUUAUGUACCGACGGAACUCUUUUCCGAGCUUCCACAACGUAAUUAUCUUCUGCACAAUUUGCCAGAGGCACGUCUGCGACUUGUGGAAUUGCUCCAACGACAGUUAAGCAGCCCAACAGGGUAUCUGACGACAGGGGUAGACACCACCGUGCAGGAUGAGCGGGAUGGUUUUGUGGUUCCUUACAAUCAUACCACGUGUCAGGUGCAUCCAUUUGCGCUCUUUACGAUAUUUACCCAUCAAGACAUGUUAGAAUCCCCACGUGAGACGAUGGUGGUGCGUGCAUGGGGUGAAGUAUGGGCGGAAUAUUGUGCUGUCGUAAACUCCAUGGGGACAACCAAUGAACGUAAACGUGAUGCACUGCGUGUAAUUCUUCAUGGAGCAUUAUUACUUCGUGUCGUGGCGGUGUCCGGAGCACAGAUGGAUCUGAAUAUGAAGAUACCGCCCUAUGGAUUUCCACUACUUGCGUCACCGACACGUGUGAAGCAGAAGGGAGGGGCCGAGCCGAUCGUUAUGAAGGCCACUCCCGACACAGUGCGCAAGGCGAUGGGGGCAUACAAGAAUUUCUUUUCACAAACGGAACAGACACAUAUUCCUUUCCGCCCAAGUGUCGGGAUUAACGGUGGAUGUGACGUUGUGUGUAUUGCAGGGACGACAUUGGCGCUGUAUGAUCUUGUGACAACACCCGAAGCACUACAAGAGAUCAGUUAUCGAUUUGCUGAGGCGCUUCUUGGGGUUUUGCACUGCCUGGGGAAGAAUGUUUUGCCACAAAAUAAAAUUCGUCAAAUUCAUUACGUCAGUGUGGUUUCAAUUGACCAGACUAUGACGAUGUUGUCACACAGUAGUAAACUCUCCCUGACGGGGGGCACCGCACCGCCUAUGGCCACAGACGAUGUGUUUGCUGCACCACCCACACCUGUUGUGCCUUACCUUUUGGACCUGAGUGCCGUCUUUGAGGAUGACGUUAUUGACCGACUGCGUGCAUUGCAGGAGACGCUUGGCAUUAG